This is a messenger RNA of Anopheles darlingi, 600 nucleotides long. Its product is annotated as phospholipase B1, membrane-associated-like. The record is from RefSeq and is a predicted model, not a curated record. The coding region runs from base 1 to 600 and encodes 199 amino acids. Lineage: Eukaryota; Metazoa; Arthropoda; Insecta; Diptera; Culicidae. The transcript is spliced from 2 exons. Gene Ontology annotation, biological process: phospholipid metabolic process. Gene Ontology annotation, molecular function: glycerophospholipase activity.
AUGCGUAGCACACAGGUUCCAACGUCGGUACACGAGCUACGUCCUGGCGACAUUGAUGUGGUAGCCGCCAUGGGCGACUCAGUCACAGCGGGAACGGGUAUACUAGCGACCGGAAUAUUGGACCUGAUAAUUGAAAAUCGUGGCCUCUCGUGGAGUAUAGGUGGCCAGGGUACGUGGCGUGAAUAUUUGACUAUUCCCAACAUACUCAAGGAGUUCAAUCCGAAGCUGAAUGGAUACGCUUCAGCUGAUACGAUCAGUCUGGCGAUCAAUAAGACAUCGAGAUUCAACGUGGCCCACAUUAUGAGCAUGAGUGCGGAUUUGCCCCACCAGGCCCGAAUCCUGAUCAAAAGGAUGCUAACCGAUCACACGGUUGACAUUAAGAACCACUGGAAGCUGGUGACGAUUUUCAUUGGUCAUAACGAUUUCUGCAGUCGACUAUGCUACCUGCCCAACCCAGAGAUGGCUCUACGCUAUCACGAACAGAAUCUAAUCGAAACGCUUCGAUUGCUACGGAAGUAUCUGCCCAGGACCAUGGUCAACAUUGUGUCUCCAAUUAGUGAGUGUUUUCUGCUUACACUACUCAGCGAUCAUUCCAAGUAA